Molecule: messenger RNA, 3074 nt
Organism: Neofelis nebulosa (Clouded leopard)
Lineage: Eukaryota; Metazoa; Chordata; Mammalia; Carnivora; Felidae
Exons: 6
Coding region: 1-3021 (1006 amino acids)
Biological process (GO): DNA integration; virion assembly
Molecular function (GO): nucleic acid binding; RNA-DNA hybrid ribonuclease activity
Source: RefSeq, a predicted model, not a curated record
AUGGACUUAGGGGCAGCAGUGAAAUCUCUAAGACUUAUGUUGAUGUUUUUGAUGGACCAGAUGAGGAAGAUAAGGUUGAAAAGAGAGGUACCGUUCAUCACCACUGCUGUGGUGACUGCAGUGGCAGUGACCACAGUGGCAGUGGUGGCACCGACUGUGGUGGUGACUGUGGCAAUAGCUACUGUGGCAGUGGCGACCACUGUGGUGGCAACUGUGGCAGAGAUGACUGGUGGCAGUGACUGCAGUGGCAACUGUGGCGCCGGCUGCAGCACAGACCGCGGUGGCGACUGUGGUGCCGACUGUGGUCUUGGUGGCGAGACAGAUGGAGAAGGAGUUUCAAGCUCAGGGGCAGUGGGGAGGGAGCUUGAUUUGCUGAGGCAAACUGCAAAUCUGCAAACCUCAGCCUCAGCAAAGGCUGAGGAGCACUUGGCCUUUGCUGUUGUUAGGGCCCUUGGUACUGGGUCCCCCAAAACAAGGACGCCAGCCGCGCCCUUGUAUCCCAUAUUGCCCGAUAGUCAGGACCGACUAUCCCUAGACCCUCCACCCUAUCAUCCCCCUCCCCUCGCACCCCAGGCCCUACCUGCAGCAGCCGCCCCACCAGUCACCCCGCUAGUUGCCCCCCUAGGGGAACCGGGAGGAUGGGAGGAAGCAGCUGCGCCGGGCCCCAUUGAAAACGAAACCAACCGCGAGGGGCCAGCCGGCCGAACACGCGGGCGCACCCAGCGUGAGCCAAACCCUCGCCUCCCUGACUCCACUGUGGCCCUACCCCUGCGGGAAAUAGGACCCCCCGAUGAAACAGGCAACCCCCGACUCCAGUAUUGGCCCUUCUCCACCAGUGACCUUUACAACUGGAAAACACAGAACGCUCGAUUCUCUGAUAACCCUAAAGACCUAAUAGCUCCUUUAGACAGUGUCAUGUUCACCCACCAGCCCACCUGGGACAACUGUCAGCAGCUCCUCCGCAUCCUGUUCACUACAGAGGAGGGAGAGAGGAUUCAAUUAGAAGCAAGAAAGCUGGUUCCCGGAGACGACGGUCAGCCGACAUCUAGCCCUGACCUCAUUAAUGCGGCUUUCCCCCUAACCAGACCUCCACAGGACGAAUGGGACUACAACACGGCAGAAGCUGCCGAGACACCCGAAGCCUGCAUCCAGGGAACCGAAGUUCUCCUGCGAACUCUGGGAACCUUAGGCUACCGCGCCUCAGCAAAGAAGGCUCAGAUCUGCAAGUCAGAGGGACUGCUGUUGAACCCCCUCAGGGUCAUCUUCACCCCCCCAACGGCCCUGAACCCAGCAUCACUGCUGCCAGACCCAGACAUGGGAACCCCACUUCAUGACUGUGCCGACAUACUGGCUCAAGUUUAUGGGGUCCGGGAGGACUUGCAGGAUCAGCCAUUAUCGGACGCAGACGCCAUCUGGUUUACCAACGGAAGCAGCUUCGUUCACCAAGGACAAAGGUAUGCGGGGGCGGCCGUGACUUCAGAGACCGAGGUGGUGUGGGCAGAAGCCCUACCCCCCCGAACCUCGGCCCAGAAGGCUGAACUAAUAGCCUUAACCCAGGCCCUAAAAUUAGGGAGAGACCGCAAGCUAACCGUGUACACUGAUAGCCGAUAUGCCUUCGCCACCGCUCAUGUACAUGGGGCGAUAUACAGAGAACGGGGGCUCCUCACAGCUGAAGGGAAAGACAUCAAAAAUAAAGAAGAGAUUCUAGCCCUGCUAGCAGCCUUAUGGGAACCCAAAAAGCUAGCGAUUGUGCAUUGCCCAGGACACCAGAAGACAACCGACCCAGUUUCCCGGGGCAACAAUUUGGCCGAUCAGACUGCAAAAAACAUAGCUCGGCCCCCAGCACAAUUAUUGACCCUACAGCUGCCAGACUCCGGACCCCGGGAAUUGCCCCCCAGCCCUGAGUAUUCAGAAAGCGACAUUCAAUGGAUGAGUAAACUUCCUAUGACCCGAAUCAAAGAUGGCUGGUGGAGAGACUCCAAAAGCAGCAUUAUACUCCCAGAUAAACUAGGAUGGCAAGUUCUAGAGCGGAUCCAUCGCAGCACCCACUUAGGUUCCUGGCGAACGUUGGACUUACUCAACAAUGCGAGUAGCAAUCCUCAGACAACAGGGGUAAGACAAAGAGGGAGCAGACCGGGGACCUAUUGGGAAGUAGAUUUCACUGAGGUAAAACCAGGAAAAUAUGGAUAUAAGUAUUUGCUAGUUUUUGUAGAUACCUUUUCAGGAUGGACUGAAGCCUUUCCAACCAAGAAUGAAACGGUGCAGAUUGUAGCCAAAAAGAUCCUAGAAGAAAUCCUGCCCAGGUAUGGUUUUCCAGUAAUGAUAGGGUCAGACAAUGGACCGGCAUUCGUCUCUAAGGUAAGUCAGGGACUGGCUUCCAUACUUGGGGCUGAUUGGAAAUUACAUUGUGCAUACCGACCCCAAAGCUCAGGACAGGUAGAGAGAAUGAACAGAACAUUAAAGGAGACCCUAACCAAAUUGACCAUGGAGACUGGCGCUAACUGGGUGGUCCUUCUCCCCUACGCUCUGUUCAGGGUGCGUAAUUCCCCAUACAAACUGGGACUCACACCCUAUGAAAUAAUACAUGGUAGACCACCCCCCAUCAUCCCUAACCUAAAAGAUAACCUUGUCAAAGCUGAGAACGAUAAUAGUCUUGAAUUCUUGUUCUCCCUACAAGCCUUGCAGAGGGUCCCUGAAGAUGCAUGGCCCAAAUUAAAGGAACUCUAUGAGACUGGACCCCCGCCGAUUCCACAUCAAUUCCAGCCAGGGGAUUGGGUCCUCAUCAAACGUCAUCGGCAGGGAACUCUGGAGCCCAGGUGGAAAGGACCCUUCCAGGUCAUCCUGACAACGCCUACUGCCAUCAAAGUAGAUGGAAUCGCCACCUGGAUCCAUUUCGCCCAUGCCAAACCAGUGGACCCGUUCUCAGACCUCAUCGGACCUUCAAAGACAACCUGGACUGUUGAUCGGACUAAGGACAAUCCUUUAAAAUUGACCCUACGCCGCCAACGGACUGAGCCGUAACUAUGGUACUUGCCCUCCUCUUGAUCGUUCUGCAAAUUCUGUCUGUAAAUCCA